CCCCCCCCCCCCCCCCACUCCGUCACAUCGGGGUCUGUCCGUCGGUUCUGCGCGGAUUUAGUCGACUUAUUUCAUUCCUCGUUAUAUAAUAACACGGCGGCUUCAAACACACACUCAGCGACACACGGUGACCGUCCUCAACCCGCGACCCGAUGCUAAAGUCCUCUUGACAGACUCGAGGAGACAGCGCUGACCUGGAUAACUGCUGAGAACUGCUGUCCCACACUGAGGCAGGUCUCUCAGAGCAGACAGACUGUGGUGUCAGCAGACCUGCAGCAGCAAGUGGCACCCACAUCAUCCUCCUCCUCAGUCGUCCUCCUCUUCAUCACAUCUGGCAUGGCGGACCCCAGCCUCAGGUCGCCCUCUGGGACCCCGCUGCGCUCCCCCAGCUCCUCUCUCACCCUGUCCUUUCCCUUCCUGAGAGAGGGGAGCCGGGUAUGGGAGGACGGGAAGGAGAAGCCGCUGCCUCGGGACCUUCCCAGCCCGCUGCCGACCAAACGCACCCGCACCUACUCUGCGACGGUUCGCGCUCACUCAGGUCCAGUUUUUAAGGGCGUAUGUAAGAACUUCUCCAGGUCACAAGGUCACGGCUUCAUCCGACCUUCCCACGGCGGCGACGACAUCUUUGUUCACAUCUCAGACAUUGAGGGGGAGUACGUCCCAGUUGAGGGCGAUGAGGUCACGUACAAAGUGUCCCGGGUCCCGCCCAAGAACCUAAAGGUGCAGGCGGUGGAGGUGAAGAUCACACAUCUGAACCCGGGCACGAAACACGAGACCUGGUCCGGGCAGAUCAUCAGCUCAUAGGGCCGUGAGCUCCAGGCCUGGUGGGACGCGGCGGUCAGGGUUGGAUGGGGUGGUGGUAAAUGUGCUGAGGAACUUACUUAACUGUGCUCCAACUCUUUAUUUAAAACACGUUUUACCUACACAGCAAAGCGCCCAGUGUUACAAAGAGGUAAAGUUAUCGUUGGCUGAUGAAUUUGCUGUGCAUGUGAAACUCACCCUUUAUUCGUUGUUACAAGAAAGUUACAUUUGCUUUUUUUUAAAAAUUGUUUUUGUCAAAUCUGAGAUGGGAUUGUAAUCGUGAUGAAUGAGGGAUUUAAAUUUCUUAAGUGGGAUGUGAUCAUGGGCCUGUUUUUUUCACUAAGUGUAAGGGACGAAACGUGAAAAUCUGAUGCACAACUGUGGUGCAGAUCUGCAAACUGUGCCGUGACUUUUGAGGGUUUGUGCGCGGAGAGACGGCGACAAAGAGCGGAAUUCAGUUUCACUUCCCCUCUUAUCGACUGUUAUUCAGUUGUUUACAGCGCCAAAGUUUCCAGGAUCACAUGCUGGGUGCAAAUGUGGGUCAGAUGACUUACCACGCCCCGGCAGUGUUUUUAUAUCAAGAUAGACGAGAUACUGGAUCUAAAAGAAAGUAGUUGAGGAAGGUGAGGUUGAAGAGGCUUGAGAGAAAGAAAGAUGAAACGACAAGUUGACAGUAUUAACCCUCAUGUCGUCCUGCGGGUCAAAAUUGACCCGUUUUAAAGUUUGAAAAUGUGGAAAAAAAAUAUAUUUUCACAGUGAAACUUCUGAUGUCCACAUUUUCAACAUUUUGGGGAAAUCUUUAAAUAUUUUUUGGUGGAAAAAAAGAAAUGUCCAAAAUGUUUCUUAAGAACAUUCACAUAAAAAAUCAACCAAAAUCCAGCGAAAUUCGCUGGAUUUUGGUUGAUUUUUAUGUGAAUGUUCUUAAAGAAAAUAUCAGAAGUUUUACUGAUAUAUAUGUAAUCACUUUAGAUAUUUUUAGGAUAUUUUUGGAAGAUUUUUACUCAUUUUUUGAAAAUAUUUACAAGAAUUUUCUUGCCAAAUUUGGGGGAUUUUUUUAAAAUAAAAAUUUAAGGGAAACUUUUAAGGAAUUACUAGAAUUUUCUUCCUGAAGGUUUUGCAAAUUUUCUGAAAUUUGGGGAAUUUUUUCCUGAAUUUUUGGAUUUUUUAAGACAAGGAAACAAUAUUUUUUGUUGCCCAUAAAUGAGGACAACAGGAGGGUUAAGAGCAGUGAUAGUUUUUCAAUUAGAAAUUAAACAGUAAUCAAAAACGCAGGAUGUAUUAUGAAUAGCUCUGUUUGCAUCCUUGACAGCUUAUUUCAGAAAAACUGACUUGACAAAGUAAAGUGUUUAAAUUGAGAGGGAAAUGUGCCAACAUUUGGAAGGAAAUUCGGGAAUUCAGUCAGUCAAAAAGGUUAAAAAUAUGUUAGUUUUCCUUAAAAAUGGUAAGUUUUUGUUGUGCUGUCUUGUUUUUGGUUAUUUAUUUCAGUUAUUUAUUUGUUGGUUCGUUCAUGCGUGUGUGUAUGAGAAAGCGUGUGUGUGUUUCCUCAGAUUACAGACCAUAUUUUGGAUUACACAGUUUAAACUUGCACUUGAGAAAGCUGAAUUUCAACCUACUAUGAAAACUGCCACAGUAAUUUCUGUUUUCAAGGGUCUGGAGCCAUGGACUGCUUUAAAACCAAUUUCUAAGUCUCUUUUUCUAUUAUUAUAAAACCUGUAUCUGUGUAUGACAUAUCAAGUGUGGUCAUUGUGAUGGUGAACUACAUGACUACAUAGUUGGUACCAAUAGAGCUCGUUAUUGUCACAUUGUCGUUUGUUGUUAUUCAGGUUAAAUGCUGUACUGUAUGUAUUUUUCUAUUCUGUGUUCCAUAGAGUCUCUAUGCAUCUUGUCUAUCUGUCAGUGUCACUGCCUGUAAUUGUUCGAAAAUAGCUUUUCUUUUCUUUUUUUUUUUGUCACAUCAAAGGGCACUUUUAGUCGACUUUCUGUGGAUGAGCCACUGUGGUGGUGGUGAUCCCCAUGAUUAUGUCUACAGAGCCUUGAAACAACAUUAAAGCAUUUUAUGAUUCACAA
Messenger RNA from Amphiprion ocellaris (clown anemonefish), 2868 nucleotides. It is a transcript of the gene csdc2b, whose product is annotated as cold shock domain containing C2, RNA binding b. Gene Ontology annotation, cellular component: cytoplasm. The transcript is spliced from 4 exons. The coding region runs from base 337 to 804 and encodes 155 amino acids. The record is from RefSeq and is a predicted model, not a curated record. Gene Ontology annotation, biological process: regulation of mRNA stability. Lineage: Eukaryota; Metazoa; Chordata; Actinopteri; Pomacentridae. Gene Ontology annotation, molecular function: mRNA 3'-UTR binding.